Dufourea novaeangliae is the source of this 862-nucleotide messenger RNA. Its product is annotated as protein phosphatase 1 regulatory subunit 14B. Bases 78 to 458 code for a protein of 126 amino acids. The transcript has 5 exons. The record is from RefSeq and is a predicted model, not a curated record. Gene Ontology annotation, molecular function: protein serine/threonine phosphatase inhibitor activity. Gene Ontology annotation, biological process: regulation of phosphorylation. Gene Ontology annotation, cellular component: cytoplasm. Lineage: Eukaryota; Metazoa; Arthropoda; Insecta; Hymenoptera; Halictidae.
UAUGGAUCUUGGCAUUACGAUAGUGUGUUACGGCUCGAAUAGUAGAAAUUCCGAAAUAGAAGCAGUAAGAUUUUAUAAUGGAAGGAGGUGGAGUGCUUACUGCUGAACGUAGUCCUGCGCGUGCGAAUCUGCAUGUGGCAUUCAGUGAAAAGGGAGAAGUGAAGGAACGUCGUGAGAAAUUCUUGACAGCUAAAUAUGGUUCUCAUCAGAUGUCCCUCAUUCGCAAAAGACUUGCGGUGGAAAUGUGGUUGUUUGAUGAACUAGAGAAAUUAUACGAGUCAGUAAAUGAUAGCGGUAAAAAUCGAGAAGUUGAAAUCGAUAUCGAUGAACUUCUCGACAUGGAUAGCGAUGAUCACAGACGGAGAUUUUUACAAGAAUUACUGGUUGACACGAAAAAACCACCACAUGAUGUAAAUAAAUUCAUUAAUGAUUUACUCGAAAAAGCUAAAACACUUUGAAGAACUUUCACGUUCUUCUUAACACUCGCGUGUUUCCAAGGACAUUUUUGAAGCAUUAACAAAUUUGCUCAGAUUUGGAACGAGUCAAAGACAUAUUCAAGCCUUAACGAGUUGCACGAGCAUGCAACUCAAAUGCCAAUUUAUCAUUACUUGGAUAGAACACAAUGGGGAAAACAUCAAAUGACUCUGCACAUUUUUAUUCUAGCGUGUAUUAUUUCAUAUUGAAAUCGUAAGCAUUAGUGUCUGACUUAUCUCAGUACAACGGCUAACCUUGUUAGUUAUUUGUGUGCGCAUCGCAUAUCAAGUAAUGAACCUCACAGUACACAAACUGCCUUGCUCUACGAUCCAUCCAAUGUGAUGUAUAGUGGAAAAGUUUGUUCUUCUACACUCUAGUUUUGUACGCC